This is a messenger RNA of Condylostylus longicornis, 6486 nucleotides long. RefSeq lists its product as uncharacterized. The transcript is spliced from 13 exons. Lineage: Eukaryota; Metazoa; Arthropoda; Insecta; Diptera; Dolichopodidae. Gene Ontology annotation, cellular component: cytoskeleton. The record is from RefSeq and is a predicted model, not a curated record. Bases 578 to 6190 code for a protein of 1870 amino acids.
UUAAUUUUUUUUAAAGCGAAAUAAUUUUUUUUUUGUUUUCAGUUUUAACAAUUCUAUAAAGUACAUACCCUAUUGAAAAAAUAAUUUCUAAUUUUGUGUUUUUUGUUUCUGUUACUUAUUCUGUUAUUUUUUGUGUUAAAAAUAAUUUUUUCUUCACUCGUUUUAAAAUCUGCCCCCUUUAUAAUCCAAUUCUAAUUAAUUUUAAAUAACGAAUUAGUUAUUAAAUAUUAAAAACACUAAAAAUAAAAAAAUAAUAAUUGCAAUAUAAGAAGAAUAUUUAAGUGCGAAAAUAAAUAUUACAAAAGGUGGACUUUGAGUUGUAAUCAAAGUUUUCUAAAAAAAAAAAAAGAGAAAGAGAAAAAAAAAUUAAAUUUAAAUUAAAUUUAAGAAAAAUUUUUUUUGUAUGUGAGUACAUUAAGAGUAUUAUAAAAGUAAAAAGAAAUUUAAAUCAUCUUCCAAAUUACUAAAAUUAAUAUUCCCACUAAAUUUUUAAAACUAAGAAUUAAAGGAUAUUUUCAAUUGAAAUUUUGUGCCAUCAUUUUGUAAUUUUCCAAGAAAAAAAUUUCGAAAAAUAGACAUGGUUGCCGGAUUUGAACAACGACCAUGGACUCCAACGGUAAAAAGAGGAAAAAUUGCAGCAGAAAUGACAACACCUGGUCCAAAUUGUGUUUUGCUUCCAACAUUAGUUGGUAAAAAAGUUACAGAUUCGAAGAAACAGGCAGCACCAGCAUUUAGUUUUGGUCAACGUCAUAAACAACCACCUGGUACUAUUGGACCAGGACCAGCUCAAUAUAAUAUAACAGGUUUAGGAGCAAAAGGUAAAGAUACACCACCAGCAAUGUCAUUACAAAGUAGACCAAAAGCAAUGCGAAAAUUUGAAACUCCAGCACCAGGAGAAUAUGAAGUUAAAGUAACUGCAGUUAAAGAAUCAGCACCAAAAUAUACAUUUGGUUUGAGGCCAAGUUCCGAUAAAACGGGUAUCUCACCAGCGCCAAAUAGUUAUGCACCUGAAAAAUACGAUACAAAAUAUAUGAAAGCAAAGUAUUCCUUUGGUAUAAAACCAAAAAUUUUUAUAGAUAAUCUACCAGCUCCAAAUUGUUACUAUAUUGAAAAAGUUAAUAUUAAAGAAAAUUCACCAAAAUAUUCGUUUGGAAUUAAACCGGUGUUAAAACCUCUAAGUACAAAUCCAGCUCCCGCAGAUUAUUGUCCAGAAAAUUCAAAUUUAGAUCAUUCAGUAUCAUAUUCAUUUGGCUUGAAAACGAUACCAGAGAGAAAAGACGAGACUCCAGCACCCUCAACUUAUAUGCCCGAAAAGUAUUCACAUCAUAUUUCGCCUGCUUAUUCAUUUGGUGUAAAAGUCAAUCAUGUUAAACAUAAUGAAAAUCCGGCACCUGGAGCAUACGCACCAGAAAGAGUUCAUCUCGAUGGAUCACCUAUGUACAGUUUUGGUUUAAAAACAAUUUAUGAACACAAGUCUGAAACUCCCGCACCAGGCUACUAUAUGCCUGAGAAUGCUAAAUUAGCUAACGCUCCUGCUUAUACUAUUGGCAGCAAACAUAUUUAUACUGUAACUUCAGAAACACCAGCUCCAGGAGCUUAUAAACCAGAAAACUGCCGAUUAGAUUCUUCACCAGCGUAUACAAUUACAAGUAGAUCACAUAAAGAAAAAUUGGACACUACUCCAGGACCUGGUGCAUACAAACCUGAAAAAUUCAAUUUAGAUCAUACACCAGCUUACAGCAUAGCUGGCAGAAAUGUUGUUGAAAAAUCUAGUGAUACUCCAGCUCCUGGAGUGUAUUAUCCUGAAAAAUGUAAAAUAGCCAAUAGUCCGGCUUAUACUAUGGGGGCAAAAACUAACGUAACUAAAACAUCUGAUACUCCAGCGCCGGGUGCAUAUCGACCAGAAAGUUGUAAGUUGGACAAAAGUCCAGCGUACACGCUGGCAGGAAAAAUAACAAUAGAGAAAUUUGUUGAGUCGCCAGCUCCUAGUGCGUAUAGACCUGAAAAUUGUAAAAUAGAUCAUGCUCCAGCUUAUACAAUGGGAGCAAAACUUAAUCUAGAAAAAGCAAGCGAUACUCCAGCACCCGGAAAAUACAAACCAGAAAACUAUAAACUGGAUAAUACACCGGCUUAUACUAUUUCCGGAAGAAGAAAUGUCGAAAAGCACAGCGAUACUCCAGCGCCCGGAGCAUAUAAACCCGAAAAAUAUAAUUCAGACCAAGGACCAGCGUACUCCAUUGCUGGGAAAGUUAAUUUCGAAAAGGCAAGUGAAACACCAGGUCCCAGUGCUUAUAAACCAGAAAAAUGUAACUUAGAUCAUGGGCCAGCUUACACGAUGGGAGGAAAAGUAAAUUUGGAGAAGCCUAGUGAUACUCCCGCUCCAGGAACAUAUAAACCUGAAAAGUAUAAACUGGAUAACAUGCCAGCUUACACUAUUUCCGGAAGAACAAAUGUCGAAAAGCACAGCGAUACUCCAGCGCCAGGUGCAUAUAAACCCGAGAAAUAUAAUUCUGACCAAGGACCCGCAUAUUCUAUCGCUGGAAAGGUUAAUUUAGAAAAACCGAAUGACACACCAGGUCCCAGUGCUUAUAAACCAGAAAAAUAUAACUUAGACCAUGGUCCUGCUUAUACGAUGGGAGGAAAAGUAAAUUUGGAGAAGCCUAGUGACACUCCUGCUCCCGGAACAUAUAAACCUGAAAAGUAUAAACUGGAUAACAUGCCAGCUUACACUAUUUCCGGAAGAACAAAUAUCGAAAAGCACAGCGAUACUCCAGCGCCAGGUGCAUAUAAACCCGAGAAAUAUAAUUCUGACCAAGGACCCGCAUAUUCUAUCGCUGGAAAGGUUAAUUUAGAAAAACCGAAUGACACACCAGGUCCCAGUGCUUAUAAACCAGAAAAAUAUAACUUAGACCAUGGUCCUGCUUAUACAAUGGGAGGAAAAGUAAAUUUGGAGAAGCCUAGUGACACUCCGGCUCCCGGAACAUAUAAACCUGAAAAGUAUAAACUGGACAACAUGCCAGCUUACACUAUUUCCGGAAGAACAAAUGUCGAAAAGCACAGCGAUACUCCAGCGCCAGGUGCAUAUAAACCCGAGAAAUAUAAUUCCGACCAAGGGCCCGCAUAUUCUAUCGCUGGAAAGGUUAAUUUAGAAAAACCGAAUGACACACCAGGUCCCAGUGCUUAUAAACCAGAAAAAUGUAACUUAGAUUAUGGGCCAGCUUACACGAUGGGAGGAAAAGUAAAUUUGGAAAAGCCUAGUGACACUCCGGCUCCAGGAGCAUAUAAACCUGAACAGUAUAAACUGGAUAACAUGCCAGCUUACACUAUUUCUGGAAGAACAAAUGUCGAAAAGCACAGCGAUACUCCAGCGCCAGGUGCAUAUAAACCCGAGAAAUAUAAUUCCGAUCAAGGACCCGCAUAUUCUAUCGCCGGAAAGGUUAAUUUAGAAAAACCGAAUGACACACCGGGCCCCAGUGCUUAUAAACCAGAAAAAUAUAAUUUCGACCAUGGUCCUGCUUAUACAAUGGGAGGAAAAGUAAAUUUGGAGAAGCCUAGUGACACUCCAGCUCCGGGAGCAUAUAAACCUGAAAAGUAUAAACUGGACAACAUGCCAGCUUACACUAUUUCCGGAAGAACAAAUGUCGAAAAGCACAGUGAUACUCCAGCGCCAGGUGCAUAUAAACCCGAGAAAUAUAAUUCCGAUCAAGGACCCGCAUAUUCUAUUGCUGGAAAGGUUAAUUUAGAAAAACCGAAUGACACACCAGGCCCCAGUGCUUAUAAACCAGAAAAAUGUAACUUAGAUCAUGGGCCAGCUUACACCAUUGGUGGAAAAAUUAAUUUAGAGAAGCCAAAUGAUACACCUGCUCCAGGAGCAUACAAACCUGAAAAGUGCAAUUUAGAUCAUGGGCCGGCUUAUACUAUUGGUGGAAAAGUUAAUUUAGAAAAGCCGAGUGAUACGCCUGCUCCAGGAGCGUAUAAACCCGAAAAGUAUAAUUUGGAUCAUGGUCCUGCUUAUACAAUUGGUGGAAAAGUUAAUUUAGAAAAGCCGAGUGAUACGCCUGCUCCAGGAGCGUAUAAACCCGAAAUGUAUAAUUUGGAUCAUGGUCCUGCUUAUACAAUUGGUGGAAAAGUUAAUUUAGAAAAGCCGAGUGAUACACCUGCUCCAGGAGCGUAUAAACCAGAAAAUUGUAAUUUAGAUCAUGGACCUGCCUAUACCAUUGCCGGAAAAGUUAAUUUGGAAAAACCAAGUGAUACACCUGCUCCAGGAGCUUAUAAACCUGAAAAAUGUAAUUUAGAUCAUGGUCCUGCUUACACCAUUGCUGGAAAAGUUAAUUUGGAAAAGCCUAGUGAUACACCUGCGCCCGGAGCAUAUAAACCCGAAAAGUAUAAUUUAUAUCAUGGGCCUGCUUAUACAAUUGGUGGAAAAGUUAAUUUAGAAAAGCCGAGCGAUACACCUGCGCCGGGAGCGUAUAAACCAGAGAAGUAUAAUUUGGAUCAUGGGCCUGCUUAUACAAUUGGUGGAAAAGUAAAUUUAGAAAAGCCGAGUGAUACACCUGCCCCAGGAGCUUAUAAACCUGAAAAAUGUAAUUUAGAUCAUGGUCCUGCUUACACCAUAGCUGGAAAAGUUAAUUUGGAAAAGCCUAGUGAUACACCUGCGCCCGGAGCAUAUAAACCCGAAAAAUAUAAUUUAGAUCAUGGGCCUGCUUAUACAAUUGGUGGAAAAGUUAAUUUAGAAAAGCCGAGUGAUACACCUGCCCCAGGAGCUUAUAAACCUGAAAAAUGUAAUUUAGAUCAUGGUCCUGCUUACACCAUAGCUGGAAAAGUUAAUUUGGAAAAGCCUAGUGAUACACCUGCUCCCGGAGCAUAUAAACCAGAAAAAUGUAAUUUAGACCAUGGACCUGCUUAUACCAUCGCUGGAAAAGUUAAUUUGGAAAAACCUAGUGACACACCUGCUCCAGGAGCAUAUAAACCUGAAAAAUGUAAUCUAGAUCAUGGUCCUGCUUAUACCAUUGCUGGGAAGAUUAAUUUGGAAAAGCCUAGUAACACACCUGCACCGGGAGCAUAUAAACCUGAAAAAUGUAUUCUAGAUCGUGGGCCUGCGUAUACUAUUGCUUCAAAAGUAAAUUUGGAAAAACCUAGUGACACGCCAGCUCCAAGUGCUUACGAACCUGAAAAAUGUAAAUUAGACCAUGCGCCAGCUUUUACAAUGGGAGGUAAGCUUAAUGUAGAAAAGGUAAGCGAUACUCCAGCGCCUGGAGCUUAUAAACCCGAAAAACAUAGUUUAGAUCAUGCGCCAGCGUUUACAAUGGGCGCCAAAAUUAACGUAGAAAAAUCGAAUGAUACACCAGCUCCAGGAGCGUAUAGACCCGAACAUCAUAAUUUAGAUCGCGCUCCAGCAUACACAAUGGGUGGGAAGAUUAAUUUGCAAAAGCCCAGUGAUACCCCAGCUCCAAGUGCGUAUAAACCAGAGAAUUGUAAUUUAGAUCAUACGCCCGCUUUUACAAUCGCAGGUAGAGUUAAUGUAGAAAAAUACAGUGACACUCCAGCACCUGGAGCUUAUAAACCAGAAAAAUGUAAUUUAGACCAUGGUCCAGCUUAUACAAUAGGUGGUAAAAUUAAUUUAGAGAAGUUAAAUGAUACACCAGCUCCAGGAGCAUAUAGACCAGAAAAUUGUAAACUGGAUUCUACACCAGCAUUUACCAUGUCUGGCCGAACAUUAAUUGAAAGAUAUAGUGAAACACCUGCACCUGGAUCAUAUAGACCCGAAUACUCUACAAUUGAACGCUCAAAAGGUUUUACUUUCGGUAUUAAAACAAAUUUAGAAAAGCCAAACACAAAUCCAGCUCCAAACGUAUAUAAAAUACCAACAAUAUUAGGCUCCAGUAAAGAAGGGAAAAUUCGUUCAGCACCGUCAUUUACAAUAACUGGACGUAAUAAAAUAAAACCACCAUCAAUACAUGCAUUUCCUGGACCCGGAACAUAUGAUGGUAAUUUUGAAGCAUUACAAAGGAAACCUCCAAUGUAUUCUAUGGGUGCUCGGAUAGGAUUACGUGACUACAAUAUGACACCAGGUCCAGGAGCACAUUGUCCAGAAAGGAUAAAUCUAGCGCAUGUUCCAUCAUACAGUUUUGGUAUUAAACAUUCACAAUAUUUAGGAAGUAUUCAUGAAUAUCAACCGAAUUUAUUUUAAAAAUAAUAAUGUAUAUGUAAACAUAUUGUAUAUGUAUAACAUAAGUACAUUAUUUAAUUUUAUUUAAAAUUUAGCAAAAAAUUUAAAAAUAAUGUUUAAUUUUCCCUCAUUUUACUGUUGCAAUAUUUUUUUUUUAUAUAUUUGUAAUGUUAAUGUUAAGUUUUUAAUAAAAUUAAAGUUUUCUUUUAUUUAAAAGUAAAAAAUUAAUAUUCGUAUUGAGAAAAUAUGAAAUAUAAAUGUAAGCGAAAAUACACAAUAAUCUUCCAUAAUAUUUAAUUUUUAAAUUAAACAAAAAA